Molecule: messenger RNA, 1029 nt
Organism: Chelmon rostratus (copperband butterflyfish)
Lineage: Eukaryota; Metazoa; Chordata; Actinopteri; Chaetodontiformes; Chaetodontidae
Gene: marchf11
Product: membrane-associated ring finger (C3HC4) 11
Exons: 4
Coding region: 1-1029 (342 amino acids)
Biological process (GO): protein ubiquitination
Molecular function (GO): zinc ion binding; ubiquitin-protein transferase activity
Source: RefSeq, a predicted model, not a curated record
AUGAGCACAGAGGAGGGAGAGGCGAGUUCAGCUUGUGGGGAGGCGAAGGGAGGCACCACCGUCACCCACUGCCACAACUGGGACGAAGGCGAGCCGCACGGCUCCCAAGGACGUCCAGUCCCCGACCAUGAGGACGAGGCAGAGCAGGGAGAGGAGGAAGAGGAGGAGGAGGAGGGCGGCCGGGAGGGCCGGAGCUGCGGGGACGCAUGUGGGGACAACAACGCGGGGAAUUUUUCCAGUGAGGAUGGGGCGGUCGGGGGCAGAUCGUGCAAGGUGCAGCCGAUGCAUUCAAACUGCAGCAGUGAGACCUGCAUCCCCACUCCCAGCUGUCGGAUCUGCUUCCAAGGCGCAGAACAGGGCGACCUGCUGAACCCGUGUCGGUGCGACGGCUCGGUGCGUUACACCCACCAGCACUGCCUGCUGAAGUGGAUCAGCGAGCGAGGCUGCUGGACCUGCGAGCUGUGCUGCUACCGUUUCCACGUCAUCGCCAUCAACAUGAAGAGACCGUGGCAGUGGCAGUCUAUCACCAUCACCCUGGUGGAGAAGGUGCAGAUCAUCGCCGUGUUCCUGGGCUCGCUCUUCCUGGUGGCGAGCAUCUCCUGGCUGCUGUGGUCGGCCCUCAGCCCGCAGGCCGUCUGGCAGCGUCGUGACGUCCUCUUCCAGAUCUGCUACGGCAUGUACGGCUUCAUGGACCUGGUCUGCGUAGGCUUGAUUGUCCACGAGGGGGCAGCAGUGUACAACGUCUUCAUGCGCUGGCGGGCCGUCAACCUGCACUGGGAUGUUCAGAGCUACGAUAAAGCGAAGGACAUGGAGGAGACGAGCACUGGCCAUUCCUCACUGGCCCCCAGGACGCUGUGGUUGCCUCUGGCCACCUUCGGGCCCAGCGGCCCCUUACAGCCCACCCAGCUGGGGCCGCAGCCGUGGUCCUGCCUCUGUUUGGCCCCCUUCUGCCCCGGCCUGUUGCCCCGAAACGACCUCAGCCAGGACAGUGACUCAGGAGAGGUCGUCAUUCGUGUAACAUCAGUGUGA